UGCUGGUUGGGAAGACUAAAGAGCUUUGGCUUUUGCUCCAGUCCACUAAUUUUUGUUUAAAGACAGUUUUUGGAACUUUAUGGACCAUAGAUACAUGAAGGAACGUGCUGAACUCUUAGCUGAUGGCAAGUUACAGGAAGGAUGAGAGAACUGUCCUGAGUUGUAGCAACAAGGAAGAAAAGCUAGUUUCUGAUUGGCAGAUGAUACCUGAGAGGCCUUGGAUCACGCCCACAACCCCGGAGGCAUGCAAGCACACACACAGGCCAGGGACGUUUAACUUUUUUCAGACCCGGCGGGUGGUGAGGUGCUUGCAGUCUGCAGCUGCGCUGAAAAACAUGGACAAGUCGAGUGAGCUGAAACUAUUCCUGGAGUCGUCGCUGAACUCGAUUUUCAAAGCGACCGUGAACGAAAUCCUGGACUCGGUGGAGCGGACACUGUCCGAGUAUCAGGGCGCGAUGCAGAGGAUUCAGUCUGAAAACGAGGGCCUGAAGCGGCUGCUGUUUGCACAAAAGAGUCCCGAGUCCGCUGACGGUGGAGAUUCAUGUGAACAAGAUGCCACUGAGCAGUUUACCGCCCCGGAAUGGCCCGAUCAACCCUCCAGCUCCUCCCAGGGAACAUUCAAGGUGUCCAUAUGCAGCAGCGACAAGAAGAGCUCCAGGAGGAAAACUAAAGGCAAGAUUAGGGAGAGUCCAGUCUCUGCUUCGUUUGACGUGCAGGCAGAUCAAACAGGUGAACAACCGUGUGCCAACACAUCCAACGAAAUCUCACUUCCUGUAAACCCACAGUCUAGCAUGAAUGAAAAUGGAGCCAUUGACCUGUCGCAGCCAGCGUUGUUUUUUGACAUGAUGAUGAAGUCCAUGCAGACUGAUGGAAACUUCAUUAAGACUGAAGAUGAGGAGACGGAGGCGCUGCCUGUUCCUGAUGGUUUGCCUCAACCACAGCUGAAGCAGGAGCCUGAUAUGGAUCCAGAGGAAGGCAGCUCACAGGAGGUGGAGCGGGAAGAAACGUCUAAUCACAGCGAUUCGGCGGCGGAUGAGUUUCUAGGAAAGGGUAGCAUCAUUUUUAGCUGUGCCGCCUGUCCGGAGACUUUUACAGACGAAACGUCGCUCAAUAUCCACCUCAAGACUCACAGCGGCGAGGAAACCCACGACUGCAGCAUCUGCGGAAGACGCUUCGGUCGGAUCAACCUCCUCAAAUCCCACAUGCGCUCCCACUCGGGAGGAAAAGCCUUCAUCUGCAACAUCUGCAACAAAGCAUACACGCACGCCCGGCAGCUCAAGAUCCACAAGAGCAGCCACACCGGAGAGAAGCCGUUCUCCUGCUCGUUCUGCAGGAAGCGUUUCAGCGCGCACAACCUGCUCAAAGCGCACAUGCGGACCCACACCGGAGAGAGGCCCUACGUGUGCCGGCAGUGCGGCAAAACCUUCAGCAACCCGGGGAACCUGUGCAUACACAGGAGGCUGCACACGGGCGAGAAGCCGUACUGCUGCGCCCACUGCGACAAACGGUUCAAAGUCCUGGGCGACCUGAAGAUCCACACCAGGACCCACACGGGAGAGAGGCCGUACAACUGCGAGAUCUGCAAGAAGACCUUCAGCCAGAUGAGCCACGUCACCAUCCACAUGAGGAUCCACACGGGAGAGAAGCCGUUCAGCUGCGCCUACUGCACCAAGAGCUUCAGUCGCUCGGGUCACCUGAAGAGACACGAGCUGCUGCACACCAAAGAGACACUGUUCCCCUGUGCCCAGUGCGGGAAGGCCUACACCGACAAGUCCUCGCUCAAAAAGCACAUGAAGUCGCACGCGUCCAAAGAGCUGAAGGAGCAGAGCGAGGUGAGCACCAGCGACGCUGCAACAACAACAAAGCUUGAACCUUAACCUGAACUGUUCCCAGACACCAUCAGAAUCCAAGUUGAGAUGAGGAAUCAAGUCUGAGUAUGAAAUAUGGCUAAAAUACACUUUCAUUCAGUUUGAAGUACUUAAAAUGGAUAUUUUUCAAAUACUGUAUUGUUUUUGUCAAAGUCUUGAAAUGGAGUAAGUGGUUGCUUCUGUCUUUUGUGUGUGUGUGUGUGUGUGUGUGUGUGUGUGUGUGUGUGUGUGUGUGUUCACAAAUUAGAUUUCUGGCUUCUGAAAACUUUCGGGUUUUAAUCUGUUUAAACUGGAUUAACUGGAAUAUUUGCCAUAUUUCAAUCUAAAACAGAGGUGGGCAACAGACUUUUCCGGAGGACCUUUUAUGAUUUAUUGAAAAUGAUUGUAGUCACAUUGGGCCCAAUCAUGUUUCCUGCAUCUAUCAUAUAGAAAAAAAAAUCACUUUCAUGCGUGACAUUUGUUGCGUCUUUGAUAAUUGUUGAUUGCUUUGUAAAUAUGCUCUUUCUGAUACAUGUCUAUGGUUUGAAAUCACCCCCCCCCCCCUUUCUGUUUUUACCACUAAGGACAGGUUUGUAGAACAUAUGACAUUCUUGAUUGGAAUAUAUUAACUCAUUCAGCAUAUUAUUAUACAGUUAUUUCCUGUGAACAGACACUAGGAACAGUUCAUUUAAUCAAUUCUUUGUUAGGGGGGCUGCAAUUCCUGGUAGGUGCAAACAUUAAAUUUAACUAUGCAAAGUUUAGGUCAAUGUAAUGAACAAGUUUCAAAGGUGGUCUUUAAUUAACCAUGCAGAGCAUUAAGAACAGAUUCUUAUUUACAAUGCUGAUCUGGCAAACAUUCAUUCAUUUCUUGUCAAUAUUCACUAAGUAACUAGUAGUUAUCAAUCAUUUUGUUCAAGGAUGUCAAAGACCAGAUGACAAACAUGGUACAGUGAUCACUUCUGGACCUUAGACUGUAUUUUGACCAUGUUUGCCUUAAAACCAGUGCUUAGAACAGACUGAGUGGGAUAGAGAAUAUUUUUAUUUGACAGUUUUUUUUUUCCUGUGUUAAGUGACCUAUCAUGGUUAAAGCUGUGUCACAUAAGAGCAAAUCUUGCACAACUCAGCCUCAAACUUGGAUAUUUUACAUUCAGAGCUUUAAACACAAUAAAAUGAAUGUUUUUUUUUUAAUUUAAAUAAUUAUAAACAAUUGUUUUAUCCAAUAACCACAAGUCAGUUAUUUGGUUUAAAGCAUCUUUUCCCAAACAUUUCAGCUUCUGACCUACAAAAUGUGAGCAGCAGAACCUUAUGACAGUUUGUCUUAGCCAAGAAACAAGAAUUAUGACAAAAACUGUCCUGGUAUAGUUGAAUUAUGGCAACACAUUUUAUUUUGUAUUAAUUAUUGCGAACAAAUGUAGUUUGCAAUUAUUUCUAAGUUAAAUUUGUUUUUGGCAAACAUCUCAAGACCUGUAACAUUUUUAUUUUUAUGACCCAUAAUUAGGGCUCUCAACCCCAACUUGGCCAACCACUGGUUUAAACAUUUACUUGUUUAAUUACCAGCUAAAGCUUGUAAGUUCCAAAGAAGCUACAAAAUGAACCUUGAUUGAAGAUUUAAUUCAGGCUGAAGUUUGGUCAUAAAGCUGUAGUUGUUCUAGUUCAAUGCACUGCUGCUGUUCCGUAGUUUCUAAGUGUUGGCACUGUUACAUGAAUUAUAACUUCAUUGGAAAGCUCUGCUGAUCAUGUUUCUUUGUGCACAAUAAAUCGGUACAGAUAACUGUUCUGUGGAUGGUUCUAGCACUAAAUUAUAAUGGUUGUAGUUGCAAAGACCAACACUUAUAUUCUGGCAUCAGGUAACUUGUUUUAACACCUAAUCAAAGUAGUUUAAGACAACCAAUAAAAAGCUGUAAAUAAUGACAGUGUAAGAUUAGCAGAUCCAUCAAAAUGCACAUAUCGAAUGCGCUUAGUGUUAGUGACAGUGUUGCUGUAAAUAUCCUGUAUCGAUCACAUGCGUUCAGAUUAAUGGCAGUUUCUGUAAGUACUGUGGAACUUUUUCAAGAUGUGAAGUUUAAUAGUAAUACCACAAAAUAUGGACAAUUUUUAUAUCAUUUUUUGAGACCUUACAUCUUCAGUUUGUCGUGGCAGCUGGUUGAUGUAUAUUCUGUAAUGUUUGCAAACGCAUGAAUUACAGUACAGUUAGUCUUUACUCAUAGACUUUGUGAUUUGAUGUGAACUGUGUCUGAAUUAAAGAAAUAUGUUAAUCCCAAAA
This is a messenger RNA of Austrofundulus limnaeus, 4110 nucleotides long. Its product is annotated as zinc finger protein 664. The record is from RefSeq and is a predicted model, not a curated record. The coding region runs from base 123 to 1877 and encodes 584 amino acids. The transcript is spliced from 4 exons. NCBI's taxonomy places the organism in Eukaryota, Metazoa, Chordata, Actinopteri, Cyprinodontiformes, Rivulidae. Gene Ontology annotation, molecular function: DNA-binding transcription factor activity, RNA polymerase II-specific; RNA polymerase II cis-regulatory region sequence-specific DNA binding. Gene Ontology annotation, biological process: regulation of DNA-templated transcription.